CAGACCGGAAGUGACAUCGCAGGAACAGCAGGAAGGCUCGCGCGCUGAUCUGCUUGGGCGGUCAGUAGAAGUUGCUGGUUAUUUUGGCACCAUGGGGCGGAAAGUUACAUUAGCGACUUGCUCCCUGAAUCAAUGGGCUUUAGAUUUUGAUGGCAAUUUACAAAGAAUACUGAAAAGUAUUGAGAUAGCCAAAUCUAAAGGAGCCAAGUACAGACUGGGACCAGAACUGGAAAUCUGUGGCUACGGAUGCGCUGAUCACUUCUAUGAAUCCGACACACUUCUGCACAGCUUCCAAGUCCUCAAGGCGCUGCUGGAGUCCCCUGAGACGCAGGAUAUCGUCUGCGAUGUUGGCAUGCCUGUUAUGCAUCACAACGUUCGCUAUAACUGCAGAGUCCUGUUCCUGAACAAGAAGAUUUUAUUGAUCCGGCCUAAGAUGCUUUUGGCAAAUCAUGGCAACAACAGGGAAUUUCGCUGGUUUUCUCCAUGGAGUAAGCCCAGAUAUGUUGAGGAGUACUUUUUGCCAAGAAUGAUCCAGGAUGUGACAGGACAGGUGACGGUUCCAUUUGGUGAUGCAGUCCUGUCCACUAAGGACACGUGUAUAGGCAGUGAGAUCUGUGCUGAACUGUGGAACCCCAGGAGUCCCCAUGUGGACAUGGGUUUGGACGGCAUUGAGAUCUUUACAAACUCGUCUGCCAGCUAUCAUGAGCUACGCAAGGCUGACCAGAGGGUGAACUUGGUCAAGUCAGCUACCACAAAGAGUGGAGGGAUCUAUCUGUUCGCUAAUCAGAAAGGCUGUGAUGGAGAUCGUCUGUACUACGAUGGCUGCGCUAUGAUUGCCAUCAACGGAGACAUUGUCGCUCAGGGGACACAGUUCUCCCUUGAUGAAGUGGAAGUUCUCACAGCCACUCUUGACCUUGAGGACGUUCGCAGCUACAGAGGAGAGAGAUGUCACCCGCACAUGGAGUACGAACACAAACCAUACGAAAGGAUCAAGGUCGAUUUUUCAUUGUCUGACUGCAAAGACACCUUCUUUCCCACUCACCAGGCUGUCGAUUGGAUCUUUCACACGCCUGAGGAGGAGAUUAGUCUUGGUCCUGCAUGCUGGCUAUGGGACUAUUUAAGGAGGAGCGGUCAGGCCGGCUUCCUGCUUCCUCUCAGUGGUGGAGUUGAUAGCGCCUCUUCAUCCUGCAUCGUCUACUCCAUGUGUGUACUCAUCUGUCAGGCAGUCAAAGAUGGCAAUGAUCAGGUGUUGCAGGAUGUUCAGCGCGUGGUGAGCGAUGCCUCUUACAGGCCUAAAGAUCCGCGGGAGUUGUGUGGACGCCUCUUCACCACCUGCUACAUGGGCAGUGAAAAUUCCUCAGAAGACACCCGCAACCGAGCGAAAGAGCUGGCUGCUCAAAUCGGCAGCAAUCAUCUCAACAUCAACAUUGACAUGGCGGUGAAAGGCAUGCUGGGAAUCUUCUCCAUGGUGAUGGGCAAGUGGCCUAAUUUUCGUGCAAAUGGAGGGAGCAGUAGAGAGAACCUGGCUCUGCAGAAUGUACAGGCUCGUGUCAGGAUGAUUUUGGCCUACCUCUUUGCCCAGCUGUAUCUGUGGGCUAAAGGGAAACCUGGAGGUCUGCUGGUGCUUGGCUCAGCCAAUGUGGAUGAGAGUUUGACUGGCUACUUCACUAAAUAUGACUGCUCCAGUGCCGAUAUAAACCCCAUUGGAGGUGUUAGUAAGAUGGACCUGAAGAGCUUCCUGCGUUACUGUGCCGAGCACUUUAAGCUUUCCGCUCUUAAGAGCAUCAUAGCUGCCCCUCCCACUGCAGAGCUCGAACCCUUGACCGACGGCCACGUGUCUCAGACUGAUGAGGCCGAUAUGGGGAUGACCUAUUCGGAGCUGUCGGUGAUCGGCAAGCUUAGGAAGAUCUCCAAGUGUGGCCCGUACAGCAUGUUCUGCAAGCUCAUUCACUCAUGGAGAGAAAGCUAUUCCCCUUCCCAGGUGGCUGCAAAAGUGAAGCAUUUCUUCAGGAUGUACUCGGUCAACAGGCACAAGAUGACUACAGUGACUCCGUCGUACCAUGCUGAGAGCUACGGCCCGGACGACAACCGCUUUGACCUCCGUCCCUUCCUCUACAACACACGGUGGUCUUGGCAGUUCCGCUGCAUUGACCAUGAGAUUUCCUUAAUGGAAGCUGGAUAUGCAGAAUUCAUAUAAGGUCCUUAUCUAAUAAUCUUCACGAUUAUUGUUUUAAGAUUCUGAUCAUGUUUCUAUUGCUAUGUCAAAUAAUAUCCUUUUAAAUGCACCAUGUAGUAUGUUCAUUAGUGCUCCUUAAUGUUGGAGUUUACUCAUAUAUAUUACUGUACCUAGUAAUUACCUCAAAUUAUUGGAUAUGUUUUAACAAAAAGGAAAUAAAGGGGAAAAAAUGCUUUGUAACUAUUCAUUUAAGUUUUCCCUCACAGGAAAGUCUUCAGUCUAGAGGAUGCUGGUGAGGGAACAACUGUUUAUAGGUGCUCUAAUGUAAGACAUAACAAGAACCUUGCUUCACAGACGCUCCAUUAAAAUGUAACGAUGAAAUGUAUCACGUAAAAAUGUAAUCACUGGCAAAUUGCUCUGGUACAAGAGGAAUAAAACAUUUUCAGAUGUGCUGGUAAUAAAAUAGCAAUAACAUUGGACUACUGGUUGGAAAGUUGUGAGUUCAAAACCCAGCACUGCCAAGCUGCCCUGCUGGGCCCUUGAGCAAGGCCCUUAACCCUCAACUGAUCAGUUGUAUAAAUGAGAUUAUUGUGAUGAGAUUAAUGAUUAAGACGCUCUGGAUAAGGGCGUCUUCCAAAUGCCAUAAAAAUUAAUCAGCUUCACCUUUGUGCCAGAUCACAUCACCAUGUUGAUGAUUUUUCCCAUAACGGCAUGCCGUGUCAUGUUUUAUUCCUUACUUUAGUUCCGUUUGUAAGUUAUGAUCUAAUUAACUACAGUUUAGACAUUAAUAAUUUAAGAAAAAAAUUCCUUCUUUUGCUUUUUAACUACAUUAUUGUCUAGCUCCAAUGCUAAAUAAAAAAAGCCUCAUGCACUAAACAUGUUUCAGCUGAAUAGUGAAACCUAUUCCUUAAAAUCAUGGAUUGUGCUGCAGACAGCAUGUGGAAGCCCAUCCGUCCACAUGUAUGACUGCCUUAUCCUCUAGGAAAAAAGGCAGGUGACUGCAUGGGAAGCUUUUCUUUCCAGAUCUGAGUUGUCUUUCCUAUAUGACGAAGUCCUGUUCCCCAUACACAUACAGGGACACUGACUCAAGAGUCUCAUCUGUGUGGAAGCCUGUGCUUUGACAUGUGUAUCGCACAUUAAUACGCCAAAGUAUUUGUGUUUUGGUCUGUUAACUGUUUGUGCAUGCUCCAGGAUAUAGCAGAUUCUGUGGUCACAUGUAGCAUGUAUUCAUUGCAUGACUGACUGAGUUAAGUGAAUUAUCUGACUCCAAUUUAGAACAUUAAUGUAACUGAUUCCAAACAAUAAAUGUUUAAUUAAAUUUCCUUCCCCACUGAGCACUUCAUUAUAAUAUACCCAGCUUUAUAAUAUUAUAUAC
Molecule: messenger RNA, 3551 nt
Organism: Pangasianodon hypophthalmus (striped catfish)
Lineage: Eukaryota; Metazoa; Chordata; Actinopteri; Siluriformes; Pangasiidae
Gene: nadsyn1
Product: NAD synthetase 1
Exons: 21
Coding region: 92-2197 (701 amino acids)
Biological process (GO): NAD+ biosynthetic process
Cellular component (GO): cytoplasm
Molecular function (GO): glutaminase activity; ATP binding; NAD+ synthase (glutamine-hydrolyzing) activity
Source: RefSeq, a predicted model, not a curated record